This is a messenger RNA of Botrytis byssoidea, 1458 nucleotides long. RefSeq lists its product as uncharacterized. Bases 1 to 1458 code for a protein of 485 amino acids. The record is from RefSeq and is a predicted model, not a curated record. The transcript has 9 exons. NCBI's taxonomy places the organism in Eukaryota, Fungi, Ascomycota, Leotiomycetes, Helotiales, Sclerotiniaceae. Gene Ontology annotation, molecular function: hydrolase activity, hydrolyzing O-glycosyl compounds. Gene Ontology annotation, biological process: carbohydrate metabolic process.
AUGUCAACACACAGUACAUCCCUGACUGCGCAAGAUCCUCAAAUCCACCGAGCUUCUGCCCCCGGAACACCUCAACUUCUCUCUCAGCCAGGAACACCAAAUCACGAAUUCUCCCAUACAAGUAUACCAAGUGACCGAUUUUCAUCACCAGGGGAAGCUUCUUCAAUUUCAGAUGGCUUAGAUAUUGUACCUCCAAGACAGCGCCGUUUUAAGAGUGCUAGGCUUAUUGGCGACUAUGAAAAGCCAUGGCUAGGAAAGGUUGCUACAGAGGGAAAACGCAAGAAGUGGUCUGGACGAACUUGGGAUUCAAUAAUUUUCUGGACAAGUAUUAUCAUUGGCUUUGGGCUUGGCGGCAUCAUGUGCUACAUUGGGUUUACAUCAGUCCCAAACAAUCCAUACUGUCUUAUGUUUGAAGACGAUUUCCAUAACAUAGACCCCAGUAUAUGGAGUUAUGAGAUUCAACGAGGCGGCUUUGGUACUGGAUCCUUUGAAUGGACCACAAAUGACCCUCAAAAUGCUUAUACUGAUGCCGAUGGGCUUCAUAUCGUCCCAACAUUGACAGUCAAUUCAACAAAUAUUACACCUGCUCAGAUUUUGAACGGGUAUACAUUAAACUUGACUACCGACAACAGGCCUGAUGGCGUGUGUACAUCUGAUGAUGCGGGCUCUUCUUGUUCUAUGUACAGCAAUAUUACCGCCGGUACCAUUAUAAAUCCGGUUCGAAGCGCAAGGUUGUCGACCAAGGGGAAGAAAACCAUCAAAUAUGGCAAAAUUGAAGUCAUUGCAAAGAUGCCAAAGGGUGAUUGGUUAUGGCCAGCGAUAUGGAUGAUGCCAGAAGACUCUGUUUACGGACCAUGGCCUGCUAGUGGUGAGAUAGAUCUCGCUGAAAGUAAAGGUAAUGAUGGGGCUACAUACGACGGAGGUCGAGACAGCAUUAUAUCUGCUUUGCAUUGGGGCCCAAUUCCUCAAGUAGACGCCUUCUGGAAGACAGAUGGAAAACACAAUAUUCGACGAACCGACUACAGUGAAAGCUACUAUACAUAUGGCCUUGAAUGGAGUGAAGACUAUAUCUUCACCUAUAUCAACAGUCGUCUCUUGCAAGUAUUCUACCUCUCUUUCAGUAAGGGAUAUAACAGUAUGUGGAAUAGAGGAGAAUUCGGCAAGACAAUUGUGAACAACUCGGCAUUACAUGAUCCAUGGAGUCAAACGGGAAAUCCAGCCACUCCAUUUGACCAGGCUUUCUAUCUUAUUCUGAACGUGGCAGUGGGCGGGACCAAUGGAUACUUCCCUGAUAAGGUUGGCAACAAACCGUGGGGAGAUGCUAGUCUGACGGCCCCGGCAGAGUUCUGGAACGCUUCAAGUCAGUGGGGCCCAACGUGGGGGCCGCCCGAAGACAGAGGAAUGACUGUCAAAAGUGUCAAGAUGUACUCGCAGGGGACUUGCGGAAGCCCGAGCUGA